Molecule: messenger RNA, 2674 nt
Organism: Erythranthe guttata (spotted monkey flower)
Lineage: Eukaryota; Viridiplantae; Streptophyta; Magnoliopsida; Lamiales; Phrymaceae
Product: P-loop containing nucleoside triphosphate hydrolases superfamily protein
Biological process (GO): microtubule-based movement
Molecular function (GO): ATP binding; microtubule motor activity; microtubule binding
Source: RefSeq, a predicted model, not a curated record
UUUCUAUUGGCUGGUUUGCUUGAGGAGGUGAUUUACUGUUUACAGUUUUCAAUUCAGUGGUGUAGGUGUUUUUUUUCAGCUACAUUUUUUUUGAUUUUGUGAACAGUAAUUUUUCUUUUGGUAAUUAGGCUUUUGUUAAUUAGUGUUAAUUAGUUUGAAGAUGAGUUUAAGGUGAAGUUCGAAAACGAAUGUUGAACAAUUAUGCCAAGCAUUAGAGCUCCAGCGACCAAGAGAACCACAACUCUUAGUGUGGCUGUUAAAUGUAGGCCAUUAACUGGGAGAGAACGAGGCCGUGAUAUAGUUAGAGUGCACGAUGACAAGGAAGUGCUUGUUUUGGAUCCUGACCUUUCGAAGGGCUACCUAGAUCGCAUACAGAAUCGAACCAAGGAGCGUAGAUACGCUUUUGACUAUGCAUUUAGCCCUAAGUCUUCAAAUUUGGAUGUUUAUACGAGAUGUAUACGUUCCACAAUUGCUGGGGUUGUGCAAGGUCUCAAUGCAACUGUAUUUGCUUAUGGUUCCACCGGAAGUGGCAAAACAUAUACGAUGGUUGGAAUUCGAGAUGACCCUGGACUUAUGGUCCUCAGUCUAAACACAAUAUUUGAUCUCAUUCAGAAAGACAACAGCUCUGAUAAUUUUGAAGUUACCUGUUCAUACCUCGAAGUCUACAAUGAGGUCAUUUACGACUUGCUUGAAAAAUCAUCAGGUCACUUGGAACUACGUGAGGAUCCAGAACAAGGAAUAAUUGUUGCUGGCCUUAGAAGCAUCAAGGUAAAUUCAGCUGAUAGGAUACUUGAACUUCUGCAUUUGGGGAACAGUAGACGUAAGACCGAAAGCACAGAGGUUAAUGCAACUUCCUCGCGCUCCCAUGCUGUUCUGGAGAUAAAUGUGAUGAGAAAACAGCAAAAGAAAUAUCCCAACCAGGUUAUAAGAGGAAAGCUUGCAUUAGUGGAUCUUGCUGGCAGUGAACGAGCAUCCGAAACAAAUAGUGGGGGCCAAAAAUUGAGAGAUGGCGCUAAUAUAAAUCGAUCACUUCUCGCUUUAGCGAAUUGUAUAAAUGCUUUGGGGAAACAACAGAAGAAGGGCCUAGCUUAUGUGCCGUACCGAAAUAGCAAGUUGACACGGAUUCUUAAAGAUGGUCUGAGUGGUAAUUCUCAAACAAUUAUGAUAGCCACCAUAUCUCCAGCUGACAAUCAGUAUCACCAUACGGUCAAUACUUUGAAGUAUGCUGACCGAGCAAAGGAAAUUAAGACACAUAUCCAGUAUGUUUCUCAGAAAAACAUAGGCACGAUAAAUGCUCAUGUAUCAGACUAUCAGAAGAUGAUUGACAAUCUUCAGGGUGAGGUUAGCCGGUUGAGAAAGGAAUUAGCUGAAAAAGAUUCUCAGCUUAACGCCAAACCUACUGAAAAAACAUCGGAUAAUGAUACAUCUUGGUUGAACUCACUGAGUCAAGAAACCAGUGAAAAUGUCCAGGAAAGGAUAAAUUUACAGAAGGCUCUAAUCGAACUCGAAGAAACUAAUCUUCGGAAUAGAAAGGAACUCCAACACCUUGAUGAUGCUAUUGCAAGACAACAGGUUAUAGAAAAUGAUGGAGCUGUUGUACAGACUUUGCAAGCAAGGCGGCAAGUGAUUCUUGAUAAUAUUCGUGAUAACGAUGAACUUGAUGUUAGUUACCACAAGGAAAUUGAGGAGAAUGAGAAACGUAGGUGUCAACUGCAAGCUAUGAUCGACGAAGCCAUUAGAAACAAUGGCAACAAAUCCUAUUUGGGCAUUCUGAGUCAAUACCGUCUGCUGGGAAUUUCCAACACCGAACUUCAAUUCGAAAUGGCAAUAAGGGAUCAAAUAAUUUACAGCCAAAGAGAAGCACAGCGAAAUCUAUGGAAUCUUCUCAUGAGCUUAGGGCUCGACGAAAAGCACAUAGUAGAGCUCGGAGCAAAGCAAGGAAUAACCUUCGAAGACAUCCAGAUGUCAGCACCGUUCGGGCUAUCUAACUGCGCCCACAGCCCAAACCCGUAUUCCGAAAGAUACCCUCCAUCACAUCACUCAGUAUUAAACGGUCAACCUAGUGCUGCAUCGUCACCUGGAUUUUCUCCUCAAGAUGGAGAAUUCAGUUUAAGAUCUCCCGCCGUGGAAAAAAGGAAUAUUCCACCCGGAUUCUUCCGAGAGGAGCACCAUUCAUCGUAUUAUUACAUAUCAGCCAAUCAGCAGUGGUAUGGCAAUCAACCAAGUUCUUGUUUCGGUGCUCUUCAUCAACAACAGGAUUCGUGGGUAGUGAAUAAUAGGCAAGAAGUGAACAUGGAUUCUUGUAUCGGAAUGGGUAGCAAGAGAGAUGCAUCCAGAGGUUAUUUUGGUAAUCUUCCUGCGGAUGCUGCUUCAAAGUUUAAGGGAAGAAGGCAGUUUUAGUGCUACUUCAUUUCUUCUUUCUCUCUCUUCAAAUGUACAUAUUUCAAGUAGUUUUAGGAGUAAUUGAAAUAGAUUUAAUUUUUGUUUUAGGGCAAAUGGGAUUUAAGCUCAUUCUUUUGUAGCUCAAUUCAUUUGUUAAGUCAUUAAGAGUUGUUAAGUCAAGGUGUUUGCAAAAUCAGCUUUUGCUUUCUGCUUCUUUUAAAAUAAGUUGUUUUAGGCUAUAAUUUGAAAAGCACUUCUAAACCUGCUUUUUCAAAUUAAAGCUGAUUUCCAA